Aspergillus wentii DTO 134E9 is the source of this 905-nucleotide messenger RNA. RefSeq lists its product as uncharacterized. Lineage: Eukaryota; Fungi; Ascomycota; Eurotiomycetes; Eurotiales; Aspergillaceae. The transcript has a single exon. The record is from RefSeq and is a predicted model, not a curated record. The coding region runs from base 170 to 553 and encodes 127 amino acids.
ACAAAUUCCUGAUAAUUCGGUGUGGAGGCGUUAAUCGACACGAGGAUUUGCACAUGCCAAGAAGGCGAGGCUGGCAGCCUCACUGGCGAUGCAUCCCUUAAAGGGCUCCCCACGCUGAUUCCAACUUCUCUUACAGCUCACUGGCAACACUAAAACAUCGACGACGACAAUGCCCGUCCGCAACUUUGACGAUCCCUACUACAAGCGCGUCUGGAAGAUUAUAAAAAUCAUCUUCGAAGCUACUUUCGAGGCUUUCAUUCCAGCAUUACUCGGGAUCUUCCUCGUUGGGCUUGUGCUAUUUAUUAUUGUUGUUAUAAUAAUGGUGAUUGCAUCGGCCCUGGGCAUCUCUAAGUCGCCAGCGGAAGAUUCAAAAAAGGCAGAUUCGGAUGAAGUCAAAGCAAAAGAGAACCAAACAGUCCCUGGGCAGUCAGCCCAGGCGGUUGAUGAACAGACACGCCUUCAGAUCGAAAUUCAGUUCUUGGAGGAAACGUUGAAAAUACGGCGAGAAGUACUAGAGAAAUUGGUGAACAGUAAGGCAGUGGAAAGUAAGUGAGGUAUACAUCUUUGUUUUACUGCUGCAUAUUCGCUUGAUACUUGGUUAGGAUGACUGGAAUAACCAACAAGAUAAUAGCAUCAGCCCGGGUUUAGCCGGCAAAGCAGCCAAACAAACAUACAGAACAUAUGACCUGUAUUCCUUUUCUGCCAGUGGAUUAAUAAACAUGAGAGUGUCUGUCAAGCGCUCUCAGCCUGUGGCCUCCAAGACUAAAGAUAGAUGACCCCCCCUGUACAGCUGGUGACCUAGUGAUUCUGGCCACACCCACUGGCAGGUGAUUUGUCUCCGGCCUUCUUGGCUUUUAUAAUACAGCAUCUAUACAGCAAGAAUGGUCAGAGCAGAUAGCUAGAAG